Molecule: messenger RNA, 3510 nt
Organism: Morchella sextelata
Lineage: Eukaryota; Fungi; Ascomycota; Pezizomycetes; Pezizales; Morchellaceae
Exons: 12
Coding region: 1-3510 (1169 amino acids)
Biological process (GO): beta-D-galactose catabolic process via UDP-galactose, Leloir pathway; glucose metabolic process
Molecular function (GO): aldose 1-epimerase activity; carbohydrate binding
Source: RefSeq, a predicted model, not a curated record
AUGGAUGUUAGUUCAACAGAUAGUUUCCCGGGGGCUCUUCCUGGCCAGCUCUUACUAGAAUAUCCAGGAUCGUUGCCUAUGGAGGAUCUAGAGGAAGAGAGACCCAUCAAUCCGCCCAAUACUCCGCAGACACUUUCAGAGUCAUCUUUCUCCUAUGGAACCUCAUACAGACACACGGAAUUGGAGGAGUCUUUGGAUUCCUUUGAUUCAGAAGAGACAGAGUCAGGUUCUUCAACAUAUGAAAAUGAUGGCACUUCCCAAAACCUCUCAUCAGCAGUGGAUCCACCGCCUCAUGUGCCUUACAUACAAGGAAUACCGGCAGUCAGUAUUGAAUCGCCGUUUGAGCCAUUCCAGCUUGAAACUAUAGAAGAGGAACCGGUGGAGGGGACAACGGCCUCUGGCGUAAAUACCAUGGAUAAAGGACCUCGACUACAAAAAGGGACCCCCAGGUCGACAUCGUUUACUGCCAUACUAAAUGAAGAUGAAGAGGAAAUCGAUUCAGACGAUGACGAACUAAGUGUGCAAUUAAUCGAAAAUAUUGAGGAUGAAUCCCCCGAAAACCCCGGGAAUUCGCUCCACUAUGUCUUCAAAACGGAUAGAAAUGAAUCCUCCCAGAGUACUACGAGACUGGCCGAGAAUAUCCCCGUUGCGUCUUUAGACGUUAAAGCUUCCAGGAGAGACCAUGAAUCAGCUGAAGCUGAGGCUGAGGCUGCAGAGGCUGAGCCUGAGCCUGAGCCUGAGGAUGAGGAUGAGGAUGAGGAUGAGGAUGAGGAUGAGGAUGAGGAUGAGGAUGAGGAUGAGGAUGAGGAUGAGGAUGAGGAUGAGGAUGAGGAUGAGGAUGAGGAUGAGGAUGAGGAUGAGAAUGAGGAUGAGAAUGAGGAUGAGAAUGAGGACAUGUUGUUUUCAGUGCCCAUGACGCGGAAAGCUAUUCCUAGGGGUACCGCCUUAAAGCUCACUAUCUCUAUCCCUUCCGGUCCGGAAGACAGUAAUCGACUUCCCUCCUCACCAAAAAGAGACGUGUAUGAUCCAACAUCGCUAAGAAAACCUGGCCCUGUGAAAAUGGAAAGCCUCGAGCAUGGUCUUGUGAGAAGGCGAGAAAUAUUACAACCUCCAUUGCUGAAAUUACCGCCUGUGUCAUCAAUCCCGCAAGAGCCACCUCCAAGUUAUGAAGAAAGCAUGGGACUUACAAGUGAUCCUGGAGUCCUUCUAAAGGAUCCUUUCAAUGGAACUGAUAGCGAAAGCGACAGUGAUAGUGACUCUGAUGAUUCUGAUGAUGAUGAUGUUUUUGACCCUAAUAACGAAGAUGAUUUAUAUGAUACGGCCUUUUCACGACUAGAUGUUUUGGAUGGGCUUAUUGCUGAGACUAAGGCAUGUAGAUCCUUUUCAUUGAGAAAGGAGCCAAUCAACACAACUACUAAGGUGGGUUCUGAUGAAUAUGAGGAAAAAUCCCUACCAAGUCAGGAGCAUCAACAUCCAGACGCUACGACUACUCGAACAGAUCACGAUGAAGACGGUCCGCUCAUUUUCCGAAAGCCACCUGGAAAGGAAUACGGGGAGAGAUUUAGAUUGGAACCCCAUCCAAGAAUUGCUAAAACCCAGCAUGUAGGGAAUAUACCGCUACAGCCUCUGAGUAUUGGGGGGAGCCAGGCUGAACCAUACGAUUUAAGCGUUAACAAACCUAUCUCCGUCCCAAUUCCAUCAAAUGACACGCCUUCAAUAACAGAAGAACUUCCAAGGCAUCGUUCCAUAAGGACUUUUCAUGGGCUCUUAGAAUCUCGGAAAACCGACCAGAAGCCAGAGGAUAAUAUAAAUAAGUCCAGAGACCUAAAAUUAUCUAGGAAUUCUAGAGAUAAUUUAUCCGGUCCUAGGAUGUUGUUUAAACGGGAUCUUGGUUUUAAAGAUCGCAAGGGCUAUUCAGAUAUGAUUAAUAUACUUGAAGAUGUGAUUAAUACACUUGAAAGGCCUAUAUCAACAUCCGAACCAGAAAUUUCCACUGCCGUCGACAAACCCCAAAUAACUGUGGACUCAAAUUCAACUCCCCAAAGGGCGAAGACACGCUUCUCAUCAAGUAAUACAUUGUGUAGCUCAGAGAUCGCUAGUCAUCUUGAAGAGGACGGGGUAGAAGAGGACGGGAGGGAAGAAAGGGAAAAGGCGCAAAAGGAUGUGAGCGAAAACGAAAGUGACGAAAAUGACGAACCAAGGAGCAAAGACGAUGAUCGAUCUAGUACAGAUGAUGAUCAAAAUAGCGGUCACGGCCCGUCGAGUGGAGGCGCUGAAAUUAUGACUGGACACACCACCUCAGACCAUCGAGAUAAUCAGGAGCGUGGCAAUUCUAAUAUUGAUUCACCGCCUCGAGAGAACGAUGAAAAAACUUCGCUUCCACCUUCAAACAAUUCUAAAGCUUGGGGACACCAUAUCCUAAACUGCGUCCCGAGCCCUGGUGCUGAUGGCAAGUAUACGCUUGAGGCAGAGGGUAUCAGGGCCCAAUUCGUUCCAUAUGGUGCUGGUAUAAGCAACUUGUUUAUCAAGGACAAGAAUGGUACCGAGAGGGACAUUGUGCUCGGUUGGGAUAAUGCUUCGUAUUAUACACAGGAUCCAUGGCAUGACCAUUACGGUAGUGUUCCGGGAAGAUAUGCCAACAGGAUCAAGAACGCAUCAUUUGAGAUCGAUGGAGAGACGUUCAAAGUCGACGCUAAUGAACACGAUGGGUUAAACCAACUCCAUGGUGGAAGCAAUGGAUGGGACUACCGCAAUUUCACCGUUGUCUCAGUCACAAAGACCUCAAUAACAUUCUCAAUCUUUGACCCCGAUGGCGAAAUGGGCUUUCCCGGCGAUGUCAUCUCAUACAUCACUUACACACUCUCAUCGUACACCUGGCAUAUCAGCAUGACGGCCACUGCUCUAACCAAAAAGACACCUAUAAUGCUGAGCUCGCACGUUUACUGGAAUCUUGACGGGUUUCAGAACCCUGAAACGGAAUUGGCUACUGAUCACACACUGCACCUCCCCUACUCCGGGCUCAGAAUCGGAGUCGACUCUAUUCUCAUUCCCACCGGCGAAAUCCUACCCAAUGCCAAGGGCUCUGUGAACGACUUUUGGAGCGAGCCCAAGAAGAUUGGUCGUGACUUAGACUCACCAGAUGCAGUUGGGAACUGCGGAGAGGGCUGCACAGGGUGGGAUAAUGCUUGGCUCGUCGGGAAGCAUGAUAUAGACAAUGAGCCCGUUGCGUCCAUCUGGUCAGACUGGUCUGGUAUCAAAAUCGACAUAUUCACCGCCCAGGAGGCAUUCCAAAUGUACUCCUGCAACGGCAUGAAAGGAGACAAACCAUUGAAGUCGACCCAGGGUCUCCCGGGUCGUCGCCUUACACAGCAGUAUGGAUGUAUAGUGCUAGAGGUUGAGGACUGGAUUGACGGAAUUAACCAUCCGGAGUGGAUGCGUGGAGGACAAAUUUGGGGCCCAGAGGACGGACCGUAUGUGUUGGAGGCAACGUACAAGUUCAGUACUGUUUAA